Molecule: messenger RNA, 8387 nt
Organism: Psylliodes chrysocephalus
Lineage: Eukaryota; Metazoa; Arthropoda; Insecta; Coleoptera; Chrysomelidae
Source: the annotation of a GenBank genome assembly
CCAAAUUUGUCACUUGUCACCCGGUGUGAUUCGUUGAAGGUUAAACGCAUCUCUCUGGCAAAGCAAAAAUUUUUUUAACAUUACGAAUGUCCAUUUGUGAUUUUUUAUGCAAUUUGUACUUUAUUUGUUCAUAUUCGUUCGUAUUUAGAUAAAAAACUAUUACAUGAAAAUGUUUAAAUCCAAGUUGGAAGUUGAUCGCCACGUUAGUAACUGUUUAAAGAAAAUUAAUAAUGAAACUGAGAGAAAUUUAAGAUGUUUUUCUUUCGGAAAACUGUAUUUCAAUGUUGGAGACUAUGAUCAGGCGUACAGAUAUGUGACUUCUUAUCUAGCCGUUAAACCAAAAUCAUCGGAAGGUUAUUUACUACUCGGAAAGUCUUUGGAAAAGUUAGGAAAGUUGGAUGCUGCAUUAGAAGCUUACCGGAACAGCUUACAAAUAGAUCCAAAGCAAAAUAAUGUUGUGAUUAAAGUUUGUGAAUUACUGUCGUCUGACAACGUCGAUUUGGACUUAUCCGGAGCCAGAUAUUUUUGCGAUCUGGCGCAAACGUUCGAUCCGAACAAUCCCGCCGUAUACGGACUGAAAGAAAAAUUGAUAACCAAACAAAACGAGAAUCCAAUGAAAAUAACAGAGCUUCUAUUACAAGAAUUAGAAAUUCGACCGUCCGAUGUCAAUUUGCGAAUACGUUUGCUCAAACACUUCAUCCAGAACAACAUGGUGUUAGAGGCCUACAAGCACGCCUCGGCCAUCGAAGACAAACACAUCGCGGCUUUCAGCAAAAAUUUGAGCUGGUACGAAAAUUUCUCUGACAUAUUACUUCGAUUCCAAAAGGAAUCUGCCGCAUCGGUAAAUAAUUGGGAAUUUUGGCUGUUAUCAGUGUCCGUAUUGGAGCGUUUGGUCGCAUUGAGCUUGGAAGAGUAUCACAAUACCAUUAAAUGUACUACAACGGAAUACGUGACGUCUGUUUUUAAUUUCGAUCAGAUUCUAUACAAAGCGCAUCAGAGUUCUAACAACUUUAUCGCAGACAGAAAUUUGAUUUCGAUAUUCUUCAAGCACUAUCACGCUCAAUUGCACUUCCAUUACGCCACUCUGAUUUAUAAGCAAGCCAAAAGGGACAAUAUCGAGUUUAAAGAAGCUUCGAAUUUCGUUUUGCCAGUUUUAUUCACGGCUUACCAUUCAAAUCCUCCCGAUCUGAACAGCUAUUGGUUCAUUCAGUCCUCCGAUAAUAUAAAAAGAUUGAUAAAUCGCUGGUAUGAGACAGCGUGUUAUAGAAAUUCCCAAAUGGGACAUAUUAUUCUAACCUCUGCAAAAGAUAGAAAGAGUUUGUUGUUAGACAAAGCCGCUCAAUACUCUUCCGGUAACUGGAGGGAAAAUCUGUACAAGAAACUGUUCAUCAGAAGAGAACAACAGUUGAAAUUAUCGUCCAGUUUUUUUGUAACGAAUAGUAUGGCAAUAGAACCGAUUAUUAAACUACCCAAUGCUGAAGACGUAUCGAAAUUUGACGAAAUCGCUUUGCUGAUUCAUCCGGAUGUUCUACAUCAUUACAUCUGGAUAGCUUCGAGCACCAACAUUCCGGAUAUGAGCAUUAAAACAUUCGAAGGCCUUCAAUAUUCCACUACGAAUAUAACGAACUGCGCAGCUGAAUCAUUGAAUCUUUUAGACAUCUACGCUUUUAUUUGCUGUGCAACUCUUUGCACGUCGGCACAACAGCGUAAAGAUAGCAAAAAAAUACCCGCCUCCAUAACGGAAAAUCUGGCUACGAUAAACCAAUCGAAAUUUUUGGAAUCCGCUUAUAAAAUGUACAAGAACGAUCAGAGUAGCAAUUCGAGCGAUUUGAGAGUAGUGCUGAUCAAAGGCAUCGAAGUCGUCAGAUGCAUCGGUCAUCACGGUUUAGACGUUAAACUACUGGUUAUCCUUGCGAAUAUCUUCGAAGAACGUGCCAAGAAGCUCUCGCAACAGUCUGAGAUUGAAUUUACUUUGGCUAGGGCGGAAUUGUAUUGGAAAGCCGCCGUACCGUUGUUGGAAAAAGUUAUCAAUAAGGAAGCCAUCAUGUAUUCGAAUAACAGAAUGUUUGAAUACAAAUCGAGUAAACUGACCGUCAACGAAGCUGAAUCACAUUUAGAUAAGGGCAAGCUGUUUUUAGCAACGCAAUUGUACAAAAAGAAAGAUUUCGAAAAGGCUUUGACGCUAUUUAACAAAUUGAAAGACCCGUUCGCUAGCUAUUACCAAUACGAGAUAUACAAACACAUCGCUGAUCAGAAAAAGCGGGAUAAUAAAGAAAAUAUCUCUUCUGACAUCGUCAACGAAUACAAGAUGCUGCUAACCAAAGCCAGAGAUUGUUUGUACUUAACGUUAGACCGUCUUAGAGAACCAAAUUACGAUUUGAGCCAUCCUUUGAACUCGAAAUUAAGUACCGAAAUAGGAAAAGUAGAACGACUGCUUUCCGGUAUAGAAUCCGAUGGAAUAAAUUUCAAUAACUCUGAUUCGUCCGAAGAGAACAACCGUUCUAUAGACACCAGCAUCGGAGAGCACUAUCUAUCCGCUUUCACCAGUAAUUUAACUUUAAACACUUCGAAACAACCGGACGCCAUCAUAAAUACGUCGCAUUCGACGCCUUUGAGAUUCAAUGUAACGCGACAAGAAGUCCGUCCCAGUCCCGAAAGAUUGGACGCCCAAAUUCGUCAGAUAAUGACCUCUAGGGAUGCGAGUUUUUCGCUGGUGUCCGAGCAAAACAGGGCCAUCGCGGACGCGCAGAAAAAUCUGAUGGAGAAGCUAAAUUUCGUUAUCGACGAUUUGAAGAUUAUCAAAACGGAUAUAGAGAAUUUGAAGGAGGUGACCAAGUCCGUGAACGAAAUUAAAAAUACCACAGAAGAUUUUCAGAACAUGAUGGACGUUAUACAGGAUAUAAGAAAAGAUCUUAAUGAAGUAAAGAAGAAUGAUAAUAAAAACAAUCAACUCAGUGAAGAAGAUUUAUAUGUACUGGAUCCCGAUUACGGCGUGGACUAUAAUAUCGCGGCAAGCAUUCCCGCCAAUAUUCCCGGAACUUAUCCCAAUUAUCCGGCGGGCAGAAUACCAAAUCCGACUCACUUACCAGCCUACGGCCCGUCUUUAAUGUACCCGGGAUUGUAUCCGGGUUUACCGUACACGUAUGGAGGACUCAAUUUUGCACAACCAGGAUCUAUACCGUUUUUGUCGGACCAACAAGCCCCAGGAGUGGUACCAUCAACAUCUUUACCGGCGGCUCUCAUUCAGCAACCGCCCAACACUAAAUUCGGUUUGGACAUAAGAAAACCUCAAUUACCCUCCCAAAGCAUCGUUCAAAGCAGUCAGCCCGCCAAGGAAGAUAUGGCAGCCGUUUCUUCGGCUCUGAAUCUGAAUAAUCCGAUUAAACUUCCGAUUGUCGCCACCUCGUCGCCAUUGAUAGUACCGUCGUUCGGGAAAUCCCCGCCCGUGAACGUCGUGAUAACGACUUCGGACCCGUUGCCUUCUAAAAACUCGGUAAUAUCUCAACCGGUGUUGUCGGUGACGAUCCCACCCCAACACGUCAAGAGCAAUUUCUCCAAAGUCGGUUCUGCUAGCGCCACUACUGUUUCGUCGAACGUAACAGGGUCUCUGUUUGUCCCUUCCGCCAAACCGACGGACUUUUCUACUUCCGUUCAGAAUAAGGAUAAAAUCGGCGCUAAUAUCAGUACAACCUCUAUAAAUUCUUUGGAGGAUGAACCGAAUGUAGAUUUUAAACCAGUAAUCCCGCUACCAGAUGAAGUUCCUGUCGUGACCGGUGAAGAAAACGAAACUGAACUAUUUUGCGCUCGUGCUAAGUUGUUCAGACACGUCAACGUUAACGGGAAUAAAGAAUGGAAGGAAAGAGGCGUGGGCAAUUUAAAAAUUCUGAAAAACAAAGAAAACGGUAAAUGCCGCAUCCUGAUGCGCCGCGAUCAAGUUUUGAAAAUAUGCGCCAACCAUGUCAUCCAAAAAGAAAUGACCUUAAUACCUUCUCAAAACAACGAUAAAGCCUUCACGUGGAUAGCCCAAGACUUCUCCGAAGGCGAAAUCCAAAUCGAAACGUUUUGUGUGAAAUUCAAAACGGCCGAGGAGGCCCAAAAGUUCUCAGACACCGUCAAAUCCGUCAAAAUGUCGUCGGAGGACCAACAAAAACCGAAAUCGGUGUUCGAGAAACCGGCUCAGAAUCUUUUCCAAUCGACUAGUUCGACUUCUUUGGGAGGAUUCGUUUUUACCGGCACUCCUACGUUUAAACCGAAAGAAAUAGCGCCGCCAUUAAUCGUGACGCCGGAGAAACCUAAAGAAAUUGUUGUGACUACUACUAGCACUAUUAAUAGUCCGUUUGCGACGUUCGUUUUCGGAAAAAGCGGUUUCAAAAAGGACGAGGACAGUAAAACUUUUUCGCCUCUGGUGAUCGCUCAAGAGAAGAAGCCCGACGACGCUGAUAAGGAUUUGUCACCUGUCGACGAAUUCGUACCCACGGCCGAAUUCAAGCCUGUGGUACCUCUACCCGAACUCGUGGAGGUCAAAACCGGCGAGGAAAAUUGCCAGGUACUGUUCGAAGCUCGAACGAAAUUAUUCAGGUACGAUUCCAACGGAGAGACCAAAGAAUGGAAGGAACGAGGCGUCGGCACCAUCAAGAUAUUAAAAGACGACUUUUUGAGGCUGAUAAUGCGCCGGGAUCAGGUGCACAAAGUGUGCUGCAAUCAUCGCGUACUCAAAGAUAUGAUUUUCAAACCGAAUUCCGGUAAUCCCAAAGCGAUCGUGUGGCGAGCUCAAGAUUUCUCCGAAGAAGAAUUAGUACCGGAAACAUUUACGGCCCGAUUCAAAACCGAAGAAUUAGCGAGUUUAUUUUUGCGAACGUUACAAAACAUGCAGAAACUAAUGGACGACAAUAACUCGUUCGCCAUCGGUAAAACUAAAAAGACGACCAAGGAGGUUAAGAAAGCGGAUGUGGGAUUCGGAGAUACCUUCAAAGCCAAAGCGGGAUCGUGGGAGUGCGAGAUAUGCUUAAUCAGAAACGACGGCGAUGCCCAGAGUUGCAUGGCUUGCGAUACGCCGAAAGAUGGCGUCGCUGCCGUUGCGCCUAAACCGGCGACUAACUUCGCGUUUAACUGGAAUGUCGGCGAUAAAUCCGCCGGGGAUGCGAAGAAGGUGGACGCUGGAUUCGGGGAUGCUUUUAAAGUGAAGGCUGGUUCGUGGGAGUGCAAGACGUGUUUGAUCAGGAACGACGGCGCGGCUCAGGACUGCGUGGCCUGCGAUACGCCCAGAGAUGGUAGCGUCAAGCAGAACGUCGCCAGUUUGAAUAAACCUUUGAGCACAAUUGAAAACAAAUGGAGUUUUGGAAUUCCUAGUGCUGCUGUAACAACAACAACAACUCCAACUAUAAAUUUAACUCAAACACCUGUCAUUAGUAACACCAAUAUCAAACCAUCAUUUACGACGCCUACGAGCUUCUUCUUUGGAUCUAAUCAAAUGAGCGGAUCGAAAAUCACCAGCUCUACUCUAGAAAACGUAGUACCACAAGAAAAACCAAGCGAACCAAAAUGGAUUUUCGGAAAGCCCAGCACGCCUUUAGUCGCGUUCAACACGUCCAAUCUAGAAGAACCGAAAACUCCGGAAAACGCUAAACCGGAUGCCGGCAAUGUUUCUGCAGGUUUUGUGUUCGGUUCCAAUCAAAAGGAGGGUUUCGAAUUUAAACAGAGAACGCCGAGAAGAAUCAGCGGUGGACCAGGAAACGAGGAAUCUGAUGGUAGUUACGUCGAAGAAGAGGAAGAUAAUAUUUAUUUCAAACCCAUAAUCCCGUUGCCGGAUAUAGUUCAAGUUAAGACCGGCGAAGAAGAGGAGGAUCUUGUGUUUAGCCAAAGAUCCAAAUUGUUCAGAUUCGUGAACGGAGAGUGGAAGGAGAGAGGACUUGGAGAUGUUAAAAUUUUGAGAAACAAAGAAACCAAUAAGUUGCGCGUCCUAAUGCGAAGAGAACAAGUACUGAAAAUUUGUUUGAAUCAUAUGCUAAGCAAAGAAAUUGAAUACGUCCGUAAGGAUGAGCGAUCGCUCCUUUUUGCGGCCGCCGAUUAUUCAGAAGGUGAAUUAGUACGCGAACAAUUUUGCUUGAGAUUCAAAAACGCCGAUAUCGCCAACAAUUUCCUGCAAGCCGUCAACGAUGCCCUGCAAGGAACUACGAUCGCAAACAAAUCAAUUGGUAAAAGAUCGACGGAAAAAUCAGAAGACGAUGAUGUAGUAAUAGUGUCAGAGACGCAAGUAACCCCGGAGGAGGAACAAUUCGCUUUAAAAUUGGGUCUACCUCCGAAAUUCUUAUCGUACAAACAAUUACCCGACUGCAAAUGCGAACAGUGCAAGAAGGACGACGAAUAUUUAAAAGAUUUAUUCGCUAGUGAUACUUCGGUUAAUACAGCGAAAAAUUCAUUUAGUUUUUCUCCCAACACUGGCGGAUUUUUAUUGAAACCGGCCGUGCUUUCUCCCGCAAACGCUUUUGCAGCUGCCGCUAAAACCACCGUCUCCGAUACGAUAACGAAAUUUAGUUUCUCUCCCGCUACAGUCAAUCUAUUUGGUUCCAUUGCGACGACUUCGUCUGAUGUAUUUUCCUCUCCCGCAAUCUCUAUUUCAACCGGUUUGUUCUCGUCUCCUGCUGCUAAAACCACCGUUUCUGAUACGAUAACGAAAUUUAGUUUCUCUCCCGCUAAAAACAAUCUAUUUGGUUCCAUCGCGACGACUUCGUCUGAUAUAUUUUCGUCUCCCGCAAUCACUAUUUCCACCGGUUUGUUCUCGUCUCCUGCUGCUACAAGUGGUUUGUUUGCUUCACCUGCAAUUACAACGACCGCUUCUACUAUAUUUUCAUCUCCCGCCGUAACAACGACCGCUCCUCCUUUGUUUACGUCUUCCAUAACUCCCUCUUCGGGUCUAUUUACGGCUGGUUCCAUCGGAAAUAGUUUCAGUUCCAACAACAGCAUUUUCGGUAACUCCACCAGCAGUAAUUUCAGUUUCGGCGUAGCUGCUAAUAAUUUAUUCAACGCCCCUACGCCCGCGGCUAGUAAUACGAAUAUAUUUAGUUCGUUGGCAGCUAAAAAUAUCGCCGAAACCAAAGCAUUCGAGUCGGUAUUUAGCGGCUCGAAUAUCUCGAGGAAUAUUUUCGCGAAUAGCGGCGAUAAAAUUACAAUUACAGAGUUGGACGAUAACGAGGAGCCGAUUCUGAAGUGCGAUUCUGGAUUGUCGUUUGCUUCGUUGGCAGCUAAAGCGCCGGAGGAGGCUAAGCCGGUCUUCACCAAAAAAACUGAAAAUAACAGUUUCGCUUUCGUCGGAGCCGGAGCGCCGGUUUUCGGGUCGUUGAAAAACAAAUCGACGGGAACGGCGAAAGCUGAUACUUCACAAAACGAAGACGACACGGAAGACGGUCAGAAUACCGAAGAUUAUGAUCCACAUUACGAACCGAUCGUUCCGCUUCCCGAUCAAAUUGUCGUCACGACCGGCGAAGAAAACGAAGACGUUUUGUUCAACGAACGGGCGAAACUGUUCAGAUUCGACGCGAACACCGUGGAAUGGAAGGAGAGGGGCGUGGGACAAUUGAAAAUUUUACAACAUCGCGAAAAACAUACGUACCGACUGUUAUUGCGUCGCGAACAAGUUCACAAAAUCGUCCUGAACCAAUUGAUCACGGCGAAUUUCGAACUACAACCGAUGAUGACGUCCGAUAAGGCUUGGAUGUGGGCCGGCUACAACUACACCGAAGGCGAAAACGCUUUGGAAAAAUUGGCCGUACGCUUCAAGAACCAACAGCUCGCCAACCAAUUCAAAGUUAUGAUCGACGAGGCGAUAGGCAAGGUGCAGAAGAAGGAGCAGCAACAAGUGGUGGAGGUGCCCGUAUCGGUGCAGGAUUUCGAAAGCGUCGGCGAUAGCGCGAGCGUAGGCGUAGAAGAAGUGUAUUACAAAGACGAGUAUGAUGAGGAGUACGGCGAAGAGGAGGACGAGGACGAUGAGGAGGAGCGAUCGGUUAUGUUCAUGAAGGAGUGCACGCUGAGCGAAUUGCAGUCCGAUAAUGAGUGGCAGACGGUGGGGCAGGGCGAUUUGCAGGUUUAUUACGAUCCUGAGCUGUACGCAUGCAGGAUACAAGUCACCGAUACCGAAGGAAAAUUGUUGAGCCAUACCUUGAUAGGAUUUAAUACUAUAAUGGACCUCGACAAAAACGAAUGUACAUGGAAGGCGAUUGAAUGGGCAGAAAACGUGCAAUGGAGAAAUUUGAAAGCGACGUUCGACGACGAAGUCGCGGCGCAAGAAUUCCAUUCAAAUUACAUCGAGAGUCUGAAUUACGCCCAACAAGUCGGUUUAUUGGAUGAGUUGCCUCAAGAGGGCGAAGUGGAGGAUUAGACUUGUUAAUUAU